AUGGGCUUUGCGGGCGUCUACACUGCCGUGUAUGACUACACACCUCAAGGGGAAAAUGAGUUAGCGUUUGCCGAAGGUGACCUGUUAUACAUACUGGAUAAAUCGUCAGAUGACGGCUGGUGGAAAGCAAAGAAGAAAACCACUGAGUUUGACUCCGAGGAGCCUGUGGGAUUAAUUCCCAAUAAUUACGUGGAGGAGGCACAACCAAUUCAGCAAGCGAAAUCCAUCUACGAUUAUACGCGACAAACGGACGAGGAGGUUUCGUUUGCUGACGAUGUCGAUAUCUUGAUCUUUGACACCUCCGACCCUGACUGGACCCUCGUGCAGGUAAAUUCCGAGUUCGGGUUUGCCCCAGCAAAUUAUAUUCAGGUUGUAGGCGACGUUGAGACCCCCGAGGCCGCACCUGCGCCCCCUCCCGCGGUAGAGAGCCACCACGAAGCCGAAGUCGUCGAACCCGAGCCAGAGCCGGAACGCGAAGUACCUCCUACUCCCCAAACUACCGCCAAAUCUCCUCCCGGGCCUGCUACUGCUCUUGCCGGAAUUCUACAGAGUCAACAACCACCAGCUCCAUCGACCCAGUCUAGGCCGAUCCCAGCCCUGCCUGCUCGGGAAUCCCCAACCGUUACGCAAACGUUGACGCCGCCUAACUAUGACCAUGAGGAAGAAGCUCCUCCUCCCAGCCUCCCACGCCGUCCGCUAUCAGAGCAGGAAGAUCCACGAGAAAGUCUACCUUCUCUAAGAGACCAUCGACCCCCUCCCUCUCCCUCCCCGAGAGGCCACCUACCUUCCCCAGACGAUUUUUCCAGAGGGCCAACUCGCGUCCGUUCUCCCCAUGACUCCUUCAAGGGAGAGUCAGGUGGCGUCCAGCCCUCCCCUCCAUAUAGCAGAUUGGCCUUGCGAGAUGAGGCCUAUCCCCGACAUUCAGCGACGUCACCGUCUGGAUACCAUUUAUAUAACAUUAGUGAAAUGAUUUCGAUUAUGGGGAAGAGGAAGAAGAUGCCAACAACACUCGGAAUCAAUGUUGCGACAGGAACUAUAUUUAUAUCCCCAGAGAAGUCAGAGGAUGGCCCUCACCAAGAAUGGACGGCGGACAGGUUAAAACAUUAUUCCAUUGAGGGGAAGCAUGUGUUCGUUGAUCUUGUACGGCCCAGUAAGAAUGUCGAUUUCCAUGCCGGAGCCAAGGAUACGGCGCAAGAGAUAGUGGCUGCGCUUGGGGAAAUCUCUGGUGGAUACAGAGCCGAAGGGUUGAGAGAGGUUAUUGCAGCCGGCACAAGUGGUGCCAAGAAGAAAGGCAUAAUUCUAUACGACUUCAUGGCUCAGGGAGAUGAUGAGGUCACUGUGGGAGUUGACGAUGAAGUUAUCAUUCUCGAUGAUUCGAGAUCCGAGGAGUGGUGGAUGGUCCGGCGACUGAAGAACGGAAGAGAGGGCGUCGUCCCCAGCAGUUACAUCGAAAUUACUGGGGUGGUGGACUCUAGCACUUCAGGCGUAAAUGCCGGCUUAUCAUCUGUUGAACAGAACAGACUUGAGGAGGCACGUCUAGCAAAACAGGCAUCACGCUCAAGGAGACGGGACUCAGAAGGAACGGGGGUCAUAGAGCGUCCAAAGCGUGAGAGUAAAUCGCUAAAGCCAAAACCGAAUUCAUUAAAAACGAGAAAAUGGACCGACAGAUCGGGUACCUUCACCGUUGUUGCCGAGUUCAUCGGUCUAGCAGACGGCAAAAUGCACCUUCACAAGCAAAACGGCGUGAAAAUUGCAGUUCCCGUAUCCAAGAUGUCUAUUGAGGAUCUAGAAUAUGUCGAAAAGGUUACUGGUGAGUCUCUUGACGAAGAUAAGCCUCUCUCUGAUAUUCGUCGCCGCAGCCAAAUGGUGGGCGACCGAAAGGUAGUCGGGGCUUCUAUAAAAAAGGAACCCGAUUACGACUGGUUCGAUUUCUUCUUAAGAGCUGGAGUUGGACCUCAUCAGUGCGAACGUUACGCCAGCAAUUUUGCCAAGGAUUCUAUGGAUGAAUCUGUUCUUCCAGAUAUCACGCCUGAUGUGCUCCGCACACUAGGGUUGAAGGAAGGCGAUAUAUUACGGGUGACUAAAUAUAUUGAUGAGAAAUACAAGCGGAAGGCAAAGGGGGCUCGAAAUGUCACUUUUGCAGAUGGCGAUGAAGAGCCUGCCAGUGGUGGCUUGUUUUCUGGCCCUGGUGGUGCCUUACGGAAUAAUACACGAAAGGGACGCCCUGCCCCAGCACUUCAGACCGCCGACGUUGUUGAUCCAAAAGCAUUUGAGCUCAAGGAUAAGUCGGAGUCUGCUGAAGGCAAGGCUUCAUCGCCAGGAAAGGAGAAGAGUGGCCCCGCAGGAUUUGAGGAUAACGCAUGGGAAGUCAAGACCCCAAGCAAGCCAGCAGCUUCAAGCGCACCAUCUUCUACGUCCACUGCUGCUCCAAGCCAGCCAGCGUUAACAGGUGCCAUGGCCGACCUCUCUUUGCUUCAAACGCCCCUGGAACCCACGAAAACUGGCCCAGCCCCAGCGCCUAAGCCAGCCGAGCCCAUCCUCUCUCAGCCACCAGCUCCUCAGACCCAGCAAGUAGCACAACCGCAACAACCGGGCGCGAACCCGCAGUUCUUCUCACAGCUUGGGCAGCCUCAGAUGCAGACUCUCGCUCCACAAAUGACAGGAUAUGUACAACAGCAGAUGCCGCAAUUGCAGCCUCAGCCUCCUACUACAGCAAUGACCCAAGGAUUCCUCACCCCUCCUCCACCACCUCGGCCACUCUCUGCUCCUAAUAACCCUCCAGGGCCGAACGGCUUUGGAACACAACCUUUACAGCCACAGCUCACCGGUAUCCCGUCAACAGCGCCACAUAUCGCACCACCAGGGCAUAGUUUGGCGGAACUCAACCAGCAACGGUUCCAACAGCAGCAGCAACAGCUUGUACCACAGCCAACCGGGUUCCCUUCCCAGAUUCCCGGAAUGGGAAAUCAAUUUACCCCCCAGAUGCCGCAACAGCAGUCCUUCUUAAAUCCUUCCCAGCAAUUCAUGAGUGGCCAACAGCAGCAAUUCCCGGCUUUGGCUCCCCAACCCACAGGCUACUCUCCAUUCGGUCAGCAACAGCAACCGCCUAUGCCAACCGGGUCUAUCAACUCCGUCCUCCCUACUCCUUUACAACCUCAACGUACAGGCGCCAAUGGCUUUGGAAUCAACCCAAGUUUCACACCAUCACCCCCACCAAUUCCCCAACAGCCAACUGCUGCACCAUUGCUACCUCAGAAAACUGGCCCAGCUCCUCCAGUACGUUUUGGUGUCCACAAAGAUACAGCGAAGAAACUUAUGCCCCAACCAACCGGAAAAGCAAAUCUUUCUCAAGCAACGCCAUCCAAUCCAUUUGGAUUUUAA
Molecule: messenger RNA, 3381 nt
Organism: Arthroderma uncinatum
Lineage: Eukaryota; Fungi; Ascomycota; Eurotiomycetes; Onygenales; Arthrodermataceae
Product: cytoskeleton assembly control protein Sla1
Exons: 5
Coding region: 1-3381 (1126 amino acids)
Molecular function (GO): protein-macromolecule adaptor activity; cytoskeletal protein binding; ubiquitin binding
Source: RefSeq, a predicted model, not a curated record